Messenger RNA from Cynocephalus volans (Philippine flying lemur), 3143 nucleotides. RefSeq names its product kelch repeat and BTB domain containing 13 (gene KBTBD13). The record is from RefSeq and is a predicted model, not a curated record. Gene Ontology annotation, biological process: regulation of the force of skeletal muscle contraction; relaxation of skeletal muscle. NCBI's taxonomy places the organism in Eukaryota, Metazoa, Chordata, Mammalia, Dermoptera, Cynocephalidae. The coding region runs from base 21 to 1394 and encodes 457 amino acids. The transcript has a single exon. Gene Ontology annotation, molecular function: protein binding.
GUCGGCGGCCUCUGCUCGCCAUGCCGCAGGGCCCCGAGGACCCAGUACAGGUCUGGGUGGGCGGCCAGCUCUUCCAGGCCGCCCAGGCCCUGCUGGUGGAGCACUGCGGGUUCUUCCGCGGCCUCUUCCGCUCGGGCAUGCGGGAGGCGCGCGCGGCCGAGGUGCGCCUGGGCGCGCUGAGCCCGGGCGGCUUCCGCACCACGCUGCGGGUGCUGCGCGGGGAGCGGCCAGAGCUGGCGGCCGACGAGCUGCUGCAGGCGGUGGAGUGCGCCGCCUUCCUGCAGGCGCCGGCGCUGGCGCGCUUCCUGGAGCACAGCCUCACGUCGGACAACUGCGCGCUGCUGUGCGACGCGGCCGCCGCCUUCGGCCUGCGCGACGUCUUCCACAGCGCCGCGCUCUUCAUCCGCGACGGCGCGCGCGAGCUGGCGGCCGAGCUGGCGCUGCCCGAGACGCGCGCCUACGUGGCGACGCUGCGGCCCAGCAGCUUCGCGGCCGUGGGCACGCACACGCCCGCGCCCGGCUUCCUGGAGGACGCGUCGCGCACGCUAUGCUACCUGGACGAGGAGGAGGACGCGUGGCGCACGCUGGCCAUGCUGCCCCUGGAGGCCAGCACGAUGCUGGCAGGCGUGGCCACUCUGGGCAACAAGUUGUACGUCGUCGGGGGCGUGCGUGGCGCCAGCAAGGAGGUGGUGGAGCCGGGCUUCUGCUACGACCCCGAUGGCGGCACGUGGCGUGAGUUCCCUAGCCCGCACCAGCCGCGCUACGACGUGGCGCUGGUCGGCUUCGACGGCUGCCUCUACGCCAUCGGCGGCGAGUUCCAGAGGAUGCCCGUGAGCUCUGUGGAGCGCUACGACCCGGCCGCGGGCUGCUGGAGCUUCGUGGCCGACCUGCCGCAGCCAGCCGCCGGCGUGCCCUGCGCCCAGGCGCGUGGCCGUCUCUUCGUGUGCCUGUGGCGGCCGGCGGACACCACGGCCGUGGUGGAGUACGCGGCGCGGGUCGACGCCUGGCUGCCGGUGGCCGAGCUGAGGCGUCCGCAGAGCUAUGGCCACUGCAUGGUGGCCCACCGCGACAGUCUCUACGUGGUGCGCAACGGACCUUCCGACGACUUCCUGCACUGCGCCAUCGACUGCCUCAACCUGGCCACGGGCCAGUGGACGGCGCUGCCCGGCCAAUUCGUCAACAGCAAGGGAGCUCUCUUUACUGCCGUGGUGCGCGGCGACACCGUCUACACGGUCAACCGCAUGUGCACGGUGCUCUACGCCAUCGAGGGCGGCACCUGGCGGCUGCUCAGGGAGAAGGCUGGCUUCCCACGGCCCGGCUCCUUGCAGACCUUUCUGCUGAGGCUGCCCCCUGACGCCCUGGGGCCUGUGGCCUCAACGACACCAGAACUGUGACCCCUGGGCUGGCUUUAGGAGGGCAUGCCUCACGUCUUCCUUGGGCCAUGGCUGAGUGUGAAAUGUUUGCCUUAGGAGCUGCUGGGAACUUCUCUCUCCCUAUUGAGAUACCUGGUUUCAUGCCUUCUGGUGGUGUGAACAUGUCGAAGAAACUCAGGGAGCAAAGACCUGAGCUCUCAAAUCACUUGAGCUCUGCUGAGAGCUAGUGGGUCACAAUGUCAAUGAAAGGGGUACAGGGAGUUAAGAUGUGACUAACUCAGGCUUGUCUGUGAAUGGGCCAGUAAUUGAGCAUAGCUAGGAGUGGAUUAAGUGACGUUAAUCCAACUGCCAAUCAGUAGGCAAGAAUUAGGCACCUACUGUGUGCCCAGCACAGUGCGAGGCCUAAUGAGAGAUGUAGCUGCCAGGCAGGGAGGGGUCCAUGAAGCUUAGAGUCUAACCCAGAAAAACUCAAUCUUAGCAGAACAGUUACAGGACACAAAAAGGUUUACACACAUUUGUUUUGAUCCACAAAGGACUGAAGGCAACAUGCAUAAAACUUUAAAACCACUUACAAUAUAAUGAAAGUACUGAAGAAAUCAGGGCAAAGGGAAAAUAGGGAGAGGAAAAGUAUAUAACUCCAGGAAGGAGGAGAGUGUACAAAAUACAUGGAGGAGAUAGGCAGGAUACAAUUAGCUGCCAAAAGGGGAGGUUCAGACCAUGGAGAAUGAGAGCUUGAAAGAGGAGAGAGAGGGAAGGCUGGAGAAGUGGGAAGAGUCUUCGUGAGUCCAGCCUUUAAGGCAGAGCAGCUGUAGAUGGAGGCAUUUGGGGAGGGGGUGAGGCUGGGCCGACUUGUAGCAGAUAAUAACUGAGCUGAGCCUGGAGUGGGACCUGUGGGAGAGAAGGGAUUCCCCAAGCCUCUUUUGGAGAUGUGGGACCUCAGGGGAGCACCCAGGAGUUAGCCCCUUGCCCACCCCCUGUUUUUGCCAUCAUCACAGGGGCAGUGGACUGUUAACCGCCUUGAUUUCAGGUCACUCAAGGUAUGAGCCCAAUUCUGCUGCUUCUUCAGCUCUAUCCCUUCUGCAUUCUACAGGUUUGUUCUCUCCUCCUAGCCUCUGUUCCUGCCAUUCCCUGGGCCUGGAAUGCCUUUCCUGUUCCUCUGUUGCCUCUAUACCCACUGCCUCAAUGCAGGGUUGGCUGAUCCAGCUCUUAAUUUUCCUGACCUUGGCUGCCUGUGUUGCUCCUUGGCUCCCUGGCUGCAACAUCAUUCUGUGUCUGUCUAUGUGCAGUCAUGCACGUAUGCAGAUAGUAAGGGCAGAGAUCCUGUGCUGUUAGCUGGGGCAUUUCCCUGCCUGCAGAAUAAAGUGAUGAGGUCUUGAAAGAACCCAGGCUGUAGAGGCUGCUUGUUGGAGACCUACUGACCUCUGUUGUUAGGUGAGGACUCUUGUCCUCCUUUAGAAUACCCAGCCCUGGCUUCUGGGCAGAUGCCUGCCCCAGCCUCCCCCAGCCUUUGAGCAGACUUCUGAGUGGUCCUGAAUGGUCUCCAUCUUCCAGGACCUGGAGCCAUGGGAAAUCCUGGCUGAGUCAGAAGUGGAGAACACAGCACUGGCUUAGCACCUUCUGGGCAUAGAGGCUGGUGUCAGGGCUGCCCCAGCUGCCUCUUGCCCUGACAUGGUCCCAAGCCUGGAGAAUAUUGCCGUGGGAAGCCAGAGAACUUCAAGCCUUGGAAUAGCCUAAUCUGAUGAGUCACAACAAUAAACCCUGGCUUUUGCA